AUGGAAUCUGUAUCAGUGUCCCACCGUGUGGUAGAGCUAAUCAUGGAGAGACUUCCGGUGAAGUCUUUGCUGAGUUUUAAGGCUGUGUCAAAGAAAUGGAAAUCAACGAUCCGAAUCCCGGUCCUUCCAAGAAAAACAGUUGAAGCAUCGUCAGCAGUUUGGAGAUCAAGAUGUUCUCAUGGUGUUGUCAAAUUCUCUAAGAACACUUGUGUUUGGUUCAUCAUCAUCAUCAUCGGCCAAGAUCCCUUGGGGAAAAGAACCUUACUUAGUUUGUCAGAAUAGCGUGGACGGCCUUGUUUGUUGGUAUGAUUCUCACAAACCUGGUUUUGUAGUCAACCCCACAACUGGAUAGUAUCGGCCUCUUCCUCUAUUAAGAUUACAACAACUCAUUAUCGACUUAGGAUACGGUUACUUCAAGCUUGGACCCGCAAACUUCAAGCCUGGGUUCGGUUAAAGACGAGUUUACAGGAACACACAAGCCUGUUUGGCUCUAUAACUCUUUUGAAAUAGGCUUAGAGAAUGAUACUACGUGUGAAGUUUUCGAUUUUAGCACCAACUCUUGGAGGUAUGUCACACCCUCUGCUCUUUGUCAGAUUAUUGGAGGUUACCCUACUCCUGUGUUUGUAGAUGGAUCACUUGA
Molecule: messenger RNA, 640 nt
Organism: Eruca vesicaria subsp. sativa (arugula)
Lineage: Eukaryota; Viridiplantae; Streptophyta; Magnoliopsida; Brassicales; Brassicaceae
Source: the annotation of a GenBank genome assembly